AUGAGUCAAAAAUUCAACUUCAAUAGUUUAUACAAGGACAUAAGUGAAGGAAAGACAAAGAGAAGAGGAAACACUCAAAAGACAGCUCCUAACUCUCAAUCAAGCUUAAAUGCCUUCAUGGAGAAAUAUACUUGGAGAGAGAAAAAUAAGAAGAAUAUUUCUAAUGUAAUCACACUUUCGGAUGACGAAAAGCCUAAGAAAAGGCAAAGAACAUCUAUUAAGAAGUUUAUCAAUAAAGGACAAAAGAAGAAUAAGACAAGCUCUGAGAAAAGUAAAAGGCUUGACUCUAGUACAAUUGAUUCUCAAAGUAGUGCGGCCAAAACAGAGAAUAAGUCGGAAAGUAAUAAGGAAGGAUCUACAAAUGACAUUGAUUACUACCAGUAUGCUUCCAUGAGAAGAGCAAGUGAAAAUCCAGAUCAACACAACCCAUCUGGCUCGAACUUCAACCCUUCACUCAAAGGCCAGAAGCGGAAGUUCAACAAAGGAGGCUACCUUGUCAGUGGCAGAAGGAAAACACACUUGUUUAGGUUUCCAAUGGUCAUUGAGACAAACCUUGUGUGAAGACAUCUCUUCAUGGAGAACGAGAGGUAUCUCACUUCCAACGUUGCGUUUAAGACUGUCCUAGAGCGAGACAAAGACAACAGACAUGACCGUAAUGCCAUAUUGGUUGCUGUUGUGCAGCAGCUGGGGAAUCUCCAAGAGAAAAAGCACUACUUCGGAUAUGUUCCCAAGGAUAUUGGAUACCACUUAGCUCCGAUCAUGGACUUGAACAGAGACUAUUACACUUUCAGUGCUCAGGCUGAUUUGCGUUCGAACAAGCUGACUAUCAGCAUUGACUUGGAAUCCAAGAUCUUGAGAGGACACCGAGAGUACGAUGUGAAGACAGGGUCUUAUGCAAUCAAAGACCUCCCAGGGAUGCCCAAGAAGCUGAAGACAUCGUUUAUGGCAUUGAAUAAACAAAACAAAAACUUAGACACAGGAAGUGAAUACAAGUGAGAGGACUCUGAAGAUUCGGAUAAGCCAAAUGAGACUGAUUUUCCUAAAAACAUUGCUGAUAUUCCAACUCCAGAUCUCAAAUGGCUUGGAGUCAAGGAUAAUGAUAUAAAGAGCAAUCUUAAAGAGGAAGAUAAUAGAUAUGUCAGAAACUUCAACCUUGUUCUUGAAACUAUUAAAGGUUAUGAUUUCUUGUUCGAUCAAAACGAAAUUGAAAUCAUCAAACGAUACAAAAAUUUAGGAUCCCUUGCUAAAAGCAUUUAUGUCAGAAUUUACUUUGACAACAAGAAUUGGUGGAGUUCUCUGGAACUAUUUAAAUUCAACAAGAACAAGCAAGCUGUCAUGAUGGCAAUUGGAGAGUUAAAAAGGAAUGCAUUUAUAAGAGACUUCAACGAAGUUGUAGAAAAACUGGAUUAUGAAAGGAUAUCCGAUGCAAUUCAAAGCUUAAAUCCUAAUCAACUUAAAAAAUUUGAUAUUGAAGUGAACCGAGCACUAAGAACAGCUCCAAAAGUUGAUCUUGGUUUAGAUGAGACUCAGCAUAAUCCAUUUUAUCAAUUCAAGCAUGCUGCUGAAGGAAAAUUAAGAUCUUUAGCUGUCAGUGUGAGCAAGAAAUUUAGUGAGUGAAUAAGAGCAAUUGUUGAAGACUGCAAAAAGGAACGCAGAAAAGUCCUCCCAUUUCCCAAUUUUUCUUACUCUAAUAAACCAGACAUCAUUUCCAAAAUACUAGGUAAAAUUCACUACAUGGAAGAGUCUGGUCAGAAAAUACUCAAAAAGAAAGAUGUAGUCAAGAACACCAACCUUCAUCAGUUCUUCAAGAUGAAGGAUGAAACCCCCAAAGACGAAGCCUCCAAGAUGGAUCAAAGAGUCAAGCUCAGAGGUGAAGUGUGCAGAGCGUUCUUCAACGCCAACGAAGGAGCAGGCAUUUCAUGUAAUGAAGUUAUCAAGGGGUUCUUCCAGAGAUGUCUGAGACUCUUUUUCUUCUACAGUUCAGACGACACCUACGAGCAGCUGAUGCUGAACGACUACGGAUUCUACACAUUUGUAAGGAACAGGAACUAUCUGAUGAACAAGGAUGAAAACCUGCUCUACCUCAAACCCAUUUUCGAGGAGAGACAACAAUGGAUAGAUUUUGACGAUGCGGCUCUUCUAAAAAUAUGUAUCGAAGAAAUGCUGAACAUGAGGAUUCGAAGGAAGGAUUUAGUCGCAGAUGUAGUGGAACAUGUGUGAAAGUACUUGUUAGACCAGGCUGGUUUGGGGUAUGAUGAACAUAGUAAAGGAGUCGUGUUGUCAGAUUGAUUGGGAGAGUUGUUUGAAGUUUGGAAGGAGAAAGUAUGAGAAUUUGAGGAAGAGGAAAGAAGAAAAUCAAUUUAAAUCAGGCUCUCAGAAAGAGAAAUUAUCUCCAGAUGAAUCUCAGCAGACAAACUUAGAACUCUCUCAAAAGACAGAUGACCUUUCUGUUGAAGAAAGCCCAUCGAUCUUCGAGCCUUUUAAAUUAAAUAACCCAGUUUUUGGAGACACAGCCUACGAUGACCUUGAACUUCAGAAGAAAGGGCAAGAACUUGAAGAGCUACUUGAAGACCAUCAAUCGCAAGAACUUGGGGGAAAUAACAUUGAUAAUUACAAAGUCAUCGCUAAUUUCCUUGAGAGGUUUCGUAAAGAGUACAUGUACACCAUAAUCAUGGCUGAUUUCUUUAAGUACCUUGAGAAAGGCAAGAGAUAUGAUGUCUGCCUUAUUGUCAUGUCUCAAAUCUUACUCUCUGACAAACUAGAAGAUAGAAGAGGAUAUUGGUGGUUUAGAUUUAUAAUGAAUCUCAAACAUCUGAAAUGGAAACAAGAAGCAUUUGAUGUAUGAGAAAUAGCUUUAAAAGACCCAGAAACCAGAACUGCCAACAGAAACAGAAUUCUCAAAAUCAGACUCAAGGCAUUUGAAGAUCUUCACAAGAUAAAGAAGCCUAAAGGCAAAGGUAGAAAGAGAGGUAGAAAACUUGCUGGAACAGGUUCUAUCAAUAGUUCUCAGGCAUCAACAAAGAGCGGCACUAAAGCCAACAAGAGAACCAACAAAACCCAACAGAAGUACAAAAAUGCUGAGAGACCUGACUUCAUCGGAGAUGACAUUCUUGGUGACCUCGACAACGACUGAGACGACGAGAAAGAAAUGGACCAGUAUCUCAACGAAAUUGAAAAGCAACGACAAGACUUCAGCAAGCUCAAGUCCAAACUUGACAAAGCCUUCAAGGGGGAACGAGAUGGGACUGAUGAAGGGUCGGAACUGCAAUCUCAGAGCAGCUUCAUGACAGACUGUUCACUGCUGUACAACAAUGACUAUGACGACCGUGACCCUUCUGAGAUCCUUAUCGAGCAAGAACGCAAGAAAACACUAGACUUGCUGAUAAAGUCAUCCGAUGUGUUCUAUGAUAAAGAUUAUUACUCUGAGCGCCACAUCCGAGGAAGACGAGCUUACACUGGCCAGCAGCUCAGAAUCGUGUACAUGGACUCGGAGGGCACUGAGUUCGUAACUGUGGAAAACCUUGCGCUCAAGUUCUAUGGCAAGCAAGGCUGGUAUGGUUUGCAUGUUGAAAACACUUUGUUCAAGACAUUCUAUGGGCUGUUGUUCUGGGACCAGAUUUACUUUGAGAAAGUGCCUUAUGUGUACCAGACUCCGUAUCACUUUGGACCGCUUGACUUUGGACUGAGAGAAUUCUACCAGUCACGUAAAAGUAUCUUUGACGACAGACUCAAAGUAAUCGAGAACAUCAAGGCAGAAGAUUUGAGGAAAGAAAUUGAAGAUUCUUACGAUAGACACUUGCACACUCACAAUGUGCUGAUCAACUGGGACUCAGUCAAACUGACCAGAGAGAGGCUAGCCAGUGUCAGUGUGUGUUUGGGCGGGAAAAUAAUUUCUAAGAUUGUUAAGAAAUACUUAGAAGAUUUUAAAACUUGGAGAGUUGGAAUGCCUGACCUUGUUCUUUGGAAAGACGAAACCAGAGAGUCUAUGUUUGUAGAAGUAAAAUCAGAAACAGACACAGUGGCAGAGCAUCAGAAAUGAUGGAUCUCAUUCUUGACUCAAUGCAAACAGAAAGUUGAAGUCUGUUUCGUCAACGACAAAGUAGACGGAGUAGAUGUUUUCUAAUAAAUUCUUCCCUAAACAAUUUUUCAAUAAACCCAUGUUUUGAU
Moneuplotes crassus is the source of this 4167-nucleotide messenger RNA. The record is from the annotation of a GenBank genome assembly. NCBI's taxonomy places the organism in Eukaryota, Ciliophora, Spirotrichea, Euplotida, Euplotidae.